CGAAUACUUCCGGUGACGAAAGUAAACAGACAGCAAACAAGAUGGCGGGCUAUGCGCCACCGCCUGGUCCCUAUAUGGGUUUUCAGCCUAAUGCUCAACCCAUAGGGUUUGAAAUGCACCAGCCAGGUUAUCCACCACCAAAUAACGGACCUGGUUACCCUGAGCCUCCUGCACAUGAUAUUUAUCGCCCGACCACGAACGAUUACCCAAGCUACGCCAAACCCGCUACUCCAUCGUACCAUCACCACGGGGAUGAAAACGCAGACAAUCUUCCUCCUGUAGGCUUUGAAGGCAUCUCCAACCAUCAGGAUCCAGAAACAGCUACGGCUUCGGGUGUCAGACUUCUUGAAAGUUCAAGGGAAGGCCCUGUUCCGCCAGUUUAUACACAAUCAUUUAACAAAGAUUCGCCCCGCGACGUAGAGAAAGGAAAAUGUUGUGAUACACUUUUCUUCAAAGAUGGGAAGAGACGAAUUGAUUACAUUCUGGCAUAUGAAAUUGACACUACUAAAGACAGAGAGUGGCAGCAGAAGCGGGAAGAAAAACGAAUAGCAUUUGAGGCAAAUUUGGAAAGAGAAAAUUUAGAAUUGGAAGCUGAAGGCAUUGAGACUUCCAGUAAUGGAAAGACAGCUUUUAUCAAGAUUCAUGCACCUUGGAGAGUUCUCACCCGCGGUGCAGAGGAGAUGCUCAUGAAGAUGCCAAUCAAGGAAAAUGACUUGGACACUAGGGAUUGGACAGAAAGAUGUUUUGACACCAUUGGAAUUCGCAAUCCAUUUGAACUCCGAGUUGAGGAUCUUCCAGAACAGCCAAACUACUUUACCUGUGCCUUUAGAAGAGAUAAACUGGACAAGUUCUUAAUUCCGGACAACAGAGAUGACUUCUUCACUUGUGCCCAACGGAGUAGAAUUGUUCAUAGAAUUUUGAUGAGAACUCAGUAUGGUGAAAAAAGGAAUCAGAUUGGUAUCGGACGUUUGAUUAACAAUGGAACAUACACUGCAGCUUAUCCUCUGCAUGAGGGCCCCUAUGAACUGGAGCAAUCAAAUGACCCCCCAAGACCUGAAAAUGCUCGACAGUUGUUGUUCUUCACUUGGGUAAAAGCAAGUACAAGAUGGUACAAGAUGCAACCACUGGAUCACAUCAGAGAUUACUUUGGUGAAAAGAUUGGGAUCUAUUUUGCUUGGUUGGGUUUCUACACUGCAAUGUUGCUACCAGCAGCUCUAAUGGGCCUUAUUUGUGUGAUUUAUGGUGCAGCCAAGUUGAGCUCUUACAUUCCUGUGAGAGACAUCUGUGAUAAGUCACAGAAUUUUCCAAUGUGUCCUCGCUGUGAUAGAGGUUGCCCAUACUGGCACCUCUACGAUACCUGUAUUUACUCCAAGGUGGCUUACGUCUUCGAUAAUGAAUUCACUGUUGUUUUUGCUAUCUUUAUGUCAAUUUGGGCCACCAUGUUCCUUGAGUUUUGGAAGAGACGUCAGGCAGAGAUUGCUUAUGAAUGGGACUUGCUGGGAUAUGAGGACGAGGAGGAGCAACCUCGUCCCGAGUACGAGGCCUUGGCAUUAGAAACUCGCUUGAAUCCCAUCACUAAAGUGGAAGAGCCGUUCAUCUCGAUUGGCAAGAAAGUGCCAAGAUUUGUGUGUGGUAUAAGUUUCAUCGUUUUCAUGUUAGCGCUUGUUCUCAUCGCAGUGUUUGCUGUGGUGGUAUAUCGCGCUGCAGUGUAUGCCGUGUUAGCUGGGCAAAACGAUUAUAACAUGGGAGCUGUCAGCAUCGCAACCUCUGGUACAGCCGCUCUCAUCAACCUUAUUAUCAUCAUGCUUCUUAACAAGGUUUACGAGAAAUUAGCGGAGAUACUGACAAGAUGGGAGAUGCCUCGCACGCAGACCGAGCUGGAAGACAUUUUCUCGUUCAAGAUGUAUCUCUUCCAGUUCAUGAACUAUUACUCGUCACUUUUUUACAUCGCAUUUUUCAAACUCAAUCCUGGCAGACCAGCCAAAUUUAACAGGAUUUUUGGGAGAUACCGUCAGGAGGAGUGUAAUCCGGCAGGUUGUUUAUUUGAGCUCUUGGUGCAGCUGGCAGUCAUUAUGGUCGGAAAACAGAUCUUUAACAACUUCAUUGAAGUAAUUGUGCCGAAGCUCCAGAACUGGUGGAGGCGUCGGCAGAACAUUGAAACACCAGACUUGGCCGAAUACACGCGCUGGGAACUAGACUAUGAUUUGAAUCAGUAUCCCGCGCAUGGCUUGUUUUAUGAAUACCUUGAAAUGGUGAUCCAGUAUGGGUUUAUAACGUUGUUUGUUGCUGCCUUUCCUCUUGGUCCAUUCUUCGCUCUUAUCAACAACUUGUUGGAAAUUCGUCUUGAUGCUUACAAGUUUAUUGUUGUUUUCCAACGACCAAUGGCGGCCCGUGCUCAGGAUAUAGGAAUCUGGUACACGAUUCUUAAAGCUGUCACCAAGAUCUCUGUGGUUGUGAAUGUAAGAAAUGUAACUCGAGUAACUGAUCCAUGUCUUCUCAUGGUAACUCUUUUCGACAAAGGUUUUGAGCGAAAAAUAACAUAUGAAAAAAGUGAUAUUGGUCAUGAUUUGUAUCGAUAUGGCUUGAACAUCAUGGACCUAACUUGACUGUUUAGUCAAUAGCGCGGAU
Molecule: messenger RNA, 2628 nt
Organism: Orbicella faveolata
Lineage: Eukaryota; Metazoa; Cnidaria; Anthozoa; Scleractinia; Merulinidae
Product: anoctamin-4-like
Biological process (GO): chloride transmembrane transport
Cellular component (GO): plasma membrane
Molecular function (GO): chloride channel activity; protein dimerization activity
Source: RefSeq, a predicted model, not a curated record